Molecule: messenger RNA, 1214 nt
Organism: Rhipicephalus sanguineus (brown dog tick)
Lineage: Eukaryota; Metazoa; Arthropoda; Arachnida; Ixodida; Ixodidae
Product: probable electron transfer flavoprotein subunit alpha, mitochondrial
Exons: 9
Coding region: 20-1210 (396 amino acids)
Cellular component (GO): mitochondrion
Molecular function (GO): flavin adenine dinucleotide binding; electron transfer activity
Source: RefSeq, a predicted model, not a curated record
CUCCUGAGUGUCAUCGUCGAUGGGCUGUCAUAGAUGCAAAGAGGCCAGCUUGAUCCUACCUUCGCCCAUUGCCCAUACACUCAGGCGCGCUGGCACGCUGCUUGCUGGCAGCGGCGUAGUUUCAUCUCUGAAAACCUUCGCAGGGCGUGACUGCAAACUAUUUACACAGGACUGCACAAGAAGGACGAUGCUGUCGCUCAGGCACAUCCACAGAGCAGGCCUCCUUCAGGCCUUCUCUACAGCGUGCCGUCACAACAGCACGCUCGUCAUUGCUGACCACAGCGGGGGCCAGAUGCUGCCGUCGACAUUGAAUGCCAUAGCCGCGGCCAAAAAGAUCGGCGGUGAGGUCGCGUGCCUCGUCAUUGGAAAGGAUGUGUCUGGUGUUGCAGCUCAAGUUGGGAAAGCUGAAGGGCUUCAGAAACUCCUCUUGGCCGAUAACGCCGCCUUUGACGGCCUUUUACCAGAACGUCUCACACCUGUAGUGCUGGCCACAUGCAAACAGUUCAACUUUACCCACUUGAUCGGUGCAUCGACGGCAUUUUCAAAAGGUCUUCUGCCCAGGGUAGCCUCCAAACUCGAUGUGUCUCCUGUUUCCGAUGUGCUCGACAUCAAGUCCCCCGACACCUUUGUUCGUUCCAUCUAUGCAGGUAAUGCUAUUCAAACGAUCAAAGCUAAGGAUCCAGUGAAAGUUCUACUUGUUCGAGGGACCUGUUUUGACGCUGUUGGUGUUGGCGGCUCUGGUGUCUCGCCUGAAAACGCACCGACGGCCGAGUUUGACACCAGCAAGUCUUCUUUUGAGGGGCAGGAACUGAGCAAGAGUGAACGGCCAGAGCUGACCAGUGCCAAGAAGGUCAUCUCCGGAGGACGAGGCAUGAAGAGUGGAGAUAACUUCAAGAUGCUCUAUGAUCUUGCUGACAAAAUUGGAGCAGCUGUUGGUGCAUCUCGAGCUGCUGUGGAUGCUGGUUUUGUGCCAAAUGACCUGCAGGUUGGGCAGACGGGCAAGAUUGUCGCUCCGGAGCUCUAUGUGGCAGUGGGCAUCUCUGGUGCCAUUCAGCACCUUGCUGGCAUGAAGGACUCAAAGACCAUCGUAGCCAUCAACAAGGACCCCGAGGCGCCAAUCUUUCAAGUGGCCGACCUCGGCCUCGUAGCGGAUCUCUUCAAGGCUAUUCCGGAGAUGCUCAGCAAGAUAGACAACUACGUCACCAAGUGAUAAU